Molecule: messenger RNA, 1656 nt
Organism: Phaeoacremonium minimum UCRPA7
Lineage: Eukaryota; Fungi; Ascomycota; Sordariomycetes; Togniniales; Togniniaceae
Product: putative c6 finger domain protein
Exons: 4
Coding region: 1-1656 (551 amino acids)
Source: RefSeq, a predicted model, not a curated record
AUGGUUUGCUCCUGCAACGCCAGAACUGACGCCAAGCCGAAUAGAGUCGAGCCUCAGUCGUCCGGCCAAGGCGCCGUCGUGGAAAGACUAACACGGAUAGAGGCCAUGCUCGAGGAGCAGGGCCAGAGACUCAACGAUCUCGCACUCGGCGCAACGUCCUCGUACGCCCCGAGUCGCUCCUCGCUCCAGCCCAUGCCCUCACCCUCGCUAGUAGCAGCCUCUCCAGCCUCCGUAACCAGCCGGACGCUCGAGGGACAUGACAUUCACGGGGAUCAGGCACAGUUCUUGAUCCCUUAUGACCAUUCCACCGCGGCCGUCUCGCUCCUCUCGCUGCCGAUCGUCAGAUCCCUGGCCGGUGACUACCCCAAGAACUACUUUUACGACAUUGAGGAAACAUCUCCGCUCCCGCCACCGCUUGAUCUGAUUCACCAGGAACCUAUCGCUUGGCCACCGGCCCCGGACCCCGGUAUUUUAGAAUUGCUUACUGAUGUCUACUUUACUGCCGUCCACCCGACUUAUCCCUUAUUCACAAGACAGUAUUUCAAAACUCUCUACUCCAACGUUCUGGAGAAUGGCCUCACAGAGGACGCCGAGACUGCCAUUUGCCUCUGCGUAUGGGCACUCGGCUCUAUCUUUGUCUCUAAUACCCCGACCGUCUGGGGCUUCACGCCAGAUGUGCAAAUAUGCCAGGCACUACUCCUGGCAGCGUCGUACAUCGCCCACCUGGGCAGACCCCUUCACAGCUGGAAGAUGGUGCAUUAUGCCUCCCAUAAAUUCCUGCAGUUGACACACAAACAACGACGAGCCGGUCUUCUGAACGAACAUGACGACAACUACCUACGUGUCUUUUGGUCUUGCUUCAUGAUAGAAUGGGCAGCCGAGCUCGAUGUUGUACGGACGGGCAUUGAGCCCAUGGCAGACAAGAUGCCUCUACCAAGGACCCUCGACCCGAGCGAAACAGACGACAUUAUAUACUUUGUAGCCGAGACAGCCGUCAGAAGGCUCCUCAACCGCAUACAUAGUUCGCUUUAUUCUUCGGACAACUCGGACAUUGCUGCAGUGACGGAUCCCUCUAGCGGCCCGAACAACAUAAGCCUGAACAAGUUGAUGGCCCUCAGUUCGGAGCUUAACAGACAGUUGGAAGAAUGGUAUAGUUCGAUACCUGGAAGAGUACGUCCUCCCAUAGGCACAGAGCCCAUGACGAGCGAGCGAGGAAAAGUGCUACGAAUUCGAUACUACGCUGCACGACACAUCAUUCACCGACCAUUCGUGCUCUACGUUGCACUGCAGACGUCACCGGCGCCCGGCUCGCAGCCAACCACUCCGCAACCGCAGUAUCAAAUCCCACGACUCAUUCUGGAGAAAUGUACGACCUGCAUCGCCUCCUGUGAGGCCUACCUCUACAAUGUAUCCGAGAUGCUCGACAAGCGGUCUCCCUACCUCUGGACCUUCUCGCAGAGUGCCAUGGCAGCGUUGCUCAUGAUCAUCAUCGCAAACUCCUCGCCGCAACUACGACCGUUCACGCCAGACAUCGAGGGGCUCUACGCAAUGGUCGUGCCGAAGAUCAGGAAAUGGGCAGCGGCUGGGUCGAGCUUCGAGGCGGAAGUCAAGAUCCUCGACACCAUCGCCGCUAGGGGGCAAUUCUCGACCGCUUGA